Messenger RNA from Aptenodytes forsteri (emperor penguin), 2857 nucleotides. RefSeq names its product cleavage stimulation factor subunit 1 (gene CSTF1). The transcript is spliced from 6 exons. The record is from RefSeq and is a predicted model, not a curated record. Gene Ontology annotation, cellular component: mRNA cleavage stimulating factor complex. Gene Ontology annotation, molecular function: protein binding; RNA binding. NCBI's taxonomy places the organism in Eukaryota, Metazoa, Chordata, Aves, Sphenisciformes, Spheniscidae. Bases 6 to 1469 code for a protein of 487 amino acids. Gene Ontology annotation, biological process: mRNA 3'-end processing.
GCUCGAUGCAGCGGCCUCCGCGGAGGAGCUUUCUUCGGUCCCGGCCGCCGCCGCCGCCUCCUCCCCUGCCGCCGCCGCCAAUCGAUGCGCUCAGGGCUCCGCGCGCCAUUUUAGGGGGAGAGCGAGGGAGGCAGAAGGAAGGGUCGGCCCCUCCAAGGCAUUCCUUGCUCACAAUGUAUAGAACAAAAGUCAGUUUGAAAGACCGUCAGCAACUUUAUAAACUGAUAAUUAGUCAGCUGCUAUAUGAUGGAUACAUAAAUAUUGCCAAUGGCUUGAUAAAUGAGAUAAAACCACAAUCAGUCUGUGCACCAUCUGAACAACUGCUGCACCUAAUUAAGUUAGGAAUGGAGAACGAUGACAGUGCUGUUCAAUAUGCAAUUGGACGGUCAGAUACGGUAGCUCCAGGCACAGGAAUUGACUUGGAAUUUGAUGCAGAUGUACAGACCAUGUCUCCUGAGGCUUCUGAAUAUGAGACUUGUUAUGUCACAUCUCAUAAAGGACCGUGUCGUGUAGCUACGUAUAGCAGAGACGGACAGUUAAUAGCUACAGGAUCUGCUGAUGCCUCAAUAAAAAUUCUUGAUACAGAGAGAAUGUUGGCCAAAAGUGCUAUGCCUAUUGAGGUCAUGAUGAAUGAGACAGCACAGCAAAACAUGGAAAAUCACCCUGUUAUUCGGACUCUGUACGAUCAUGUGGAUGAAGUUACGUGUUUAGCUUUUCAUCCAACAGAACAGAUCCUAGCAUCUGGUUCAAGGGACUACACACUUAAAUUGUUUGAUUAUUCAAAACCUUCUGCCAAAAGAGCCUUCAAAUAUAUACAGGAAGCAGAGAUGUUGCGCUCAAUUUCUUUUCACCCUUCUGGAGAUUUCAUACUUGUUGGUACCCAGCACCCUACUUUACGACUGUAUGAUAUCAAUACUUUCCAGUGUUUUGUGUCUUGCAAUCCUCAAGAUCAGCACACUGAUGCUAUAUGUUCGGUAAAUUACAACGCAAGUGCAAACAUGUAUGUGACAGGAAGUAAGGAUGGAUGCAUCAAACUGUGGGAUGGUGUUUCAAAUCGCUGUAUCACUACUUUUGAGAAGGCGCAUGAUGGAGCUGAAGUCUGUUCUGCUAUUUUUUCCAAAAAUUCAAAGUAUAUCUUGUCAAGUGGAAAAGACUCUGUAGCUAAACUAUGGGAGAUAUCCACUGGUCGAACACUGGUCAAAUACACAGGAGCUGGUUUGAGUGGACGACAAGUACACAGGACACAAGCUGUCUUCAACCACACAGAAGAUUAUGUGCUGCUUCCAGAUGAAAGGACCAUAAGUCUCUGCUGCUGGGAUUCAAGAACUGCUGAACGGAGAAAUCUUCUUUCUCUGGGGCACAACAGCAUCGUCCGUUGUAUUGUCCAUUCUCCUACCAAUCCUGGCUUCAUGACCUGCAGUGACGACUACAGGGCUAGAUUUUGGUACAGAAGGUCAACGACAGACUAAGGACAGCUUUACAAAACAGUGAUUAUCCAGAUUCAUUAUAUCAUCUUGUAUUGAUUGUACUGCCAACAGAUGCCUAGAUGAAAGCCGUGCUGUGUCUGUUUUUUAAUUCUGUCAAACGUGGCAGAAAAAGAUCAAAGUACUGAGACUAAGUUUUGCCCCACGCUAAUUUUUUUUAUUAGUGUGUGUGGCAUUAAUUUUCGUAAGUCAUCUCUAAUUGUACUCAAGGAGUGUGUGGGGGAGAAUAAAAUGAUCCUUGCAGGAAGGAUUAAACUUGUUCUCCUGUCUUUCUAAAUCCCGCGAAAGAUAAUGUGACUGUAUCUUGCUCAAACUGGGCAGUAUGAGCCAGUUUUGCUCUGCAUUGUAUCUGUGCAAUCCCACUGAAGUCUGUUUAAAGAAUGGAUUACACAAGUAACAGCAGAACUUGGCAAAUAUUUAACAGCAGAACUUGGCAAUUAUUUUAAUGAAGCCUUAAGCUGCCUUCAGUUCCGAUUCAUUCUUUGUAAAGCUGUUUUGUAUCUUUUAGUCUGGGGGUUUUUUGGUGGAAUUUUUUUUUUUUUUUUAAUUGGCCAAGUGGACCUUCAAUUCUGAGCCAGUCUUGUGCCAUAAGAAUUUGAAACAGGAUUUUAAAUUGUUUAGAUGAAUUCAAGAAAUGGUGUUCUAGUUCUGGUAUUAAAGCUCAGACUUGAAAUCUCGUCUUCUUUUGAAUUUAUCUUAAUGAGUGGGACCUCAAAGUAAAUUCAUAGUUUUUUCAAGGAGUAUCCACAUUGCAACUGUAAAAUGUGACAGUGCUGCAGCAUGUGAAAAUGAGAAUAAUUUUGCCAUAGAGACCUUUUGUAUCCUCUCAAAGAAAGAAACUGUUGUGCAUAUUAAUUUUUGUAUAUGUACCUCAGAAAUGUCACUUUGCUUCAUUUUAUUGAGGAAUUUUCAUUCUAUAAGUCUGUUACACAGCACUUGAAUUACACUCUUUUUUUAUUAUUAUUAUUCAAAAACCCAGACUCAUUAUUUCUUCUCCCUGUUAUCUCUAAUAGUCCAAGUUUCCCAGACCUCAUCUGAUUCAACAGAAGUACAGAUCAUUAAGAAACUCUGUGCUUAAACAUUCUGUAAGUUUGAAAAUUCACUACUUAUCUUUACAGGUAGUUGCCUGUGCAAAGUUUUAAAUGUGUUUGUUCAAGCAUCCUUGUACAGUGCUCCUGGGCUUCACAUUUGGGAGGCUUCCUGUAGUCAAAAGCUCAGCACUUGCUUUCAUGAGGAUUUUUAAAUGUAAGAUUGUUCUUACUGCUGGAUUAACUUUCCAUUACCACUGAUGAAGUGUCUUGUCAAGGGCUGAGGAGGGUACAGGUUUUGUCUGUAUUUAAAUAAAGAUUACCUUUUAAGAGGUUAUUUAAUAU